Messenger RNA from Plasmodium gonderi, 3408 nucleotides. RefSeq lists its product as hypothetical. Gene Ontology annotation, molecular function: protein binding. The coding region runs from base 1 to 3408 and encodes 1135 amino acids. Lineage: Eukaryota; Apicomplexa; Aconoidasida; Haemosporida; Plasmodiidae. The transcript has a single exon. The record is from RefSeq and is a predicted model, not a curated record.
AUGAACCUGACGUGCAUGAUCUCCCAUUUUAAAGACUUCAAAGCAAGCAAUGUAAAUACUUGGAUGUAUUGCAAAGUAAGCGGGAAAAGUAAAUCCGUCUGCGUGUGUGUAAAAAACAACCACCUUAACAAGUUAAACACCAUAGGGAAGGAAUUUUCUACAUUCCUAGGGCAGUUAAUUGACAGAAAAAAAAAUUCAUCUAAUUUAUCACCAAAUGAAGAAAUUAUUAGGAGCUACAAAAGGGUAAAUAUAAAAAAAAUACUCAAGGGGUGCACGAAAUCCAGAGAACAUAAGCAAGAUGGUGGUAAUGAGGAAAUAACUCAUGUUCGUCAAGGAAAUGAAAUUAAAGACGGAAGAGUUAUGGGAGAGAGGGAGAUAUCACAUGGACAAAGAUGUGACAAGGACAAUGAAAGUCAUUCGCAUUUAUUAAGAAAUCAAAGAAAUGAGAUUCAACUUGGGGAAAACAAGUUUCACCAGAUGGAAGAAGAUUUGCAUUGGAAAAAAAAAUUAUAUUCUGAAUCGUUAAGUGAAAAGAGAAUGAUGUCAAGUAAACUUGGACACGGACUAGGAAUACAGAACAGGAGAGAAGUUGUUCAUGAGGAAAAUGUAAAAGAUGCAGUUGAUGAAUUAUUCAUGUCAAAGGAAAAAAAAAAAAAUUUAAUGAAGAGAAUUAUUUUUAGAAACAGCUAUGAUUACAUGGAGCUGAUUAAUAAGUAUGAAUCUUUCAAGGCGAAGGAAGAUGAUAAUUUUUAUAAUUGUAUGAACAAUCCAAGAAAAAAUUCUGAUAAAUUUAGUCAAAAUAGAGAAGACAAAGUAGAACAAGAAAAUCGAGAGGAUAGUAGUAGUACUACUACUACUACUUCUCUCUCCAUUGAUGAUACCUAUUUGUACGAGGUGGAAACAGACACAAAUAAUGAUCCCAAUAUGAACAUUGACAAUUACAUGGAAUGUGGUUUCCCGACAAACACCAAUUUGAACAUUUCUAUAUUCUCAGAAGUAGGAAAAAGGGAUAUCCUAGAAUCGUGCAAGCGAAAAAAAAGUAUGCAAAGUGAAAUAAACAAAAAUAGUGAUUCGAAAAACAUUUUUAAUAAUGAUAUUUAUUUUUGGCUCAAACGAAAGGUUCAUAGAUCUGUAGGUUGGCAGUUAACACCAAUCAGCCUUGGAAAAUCUCAGGAUAUAAUCGACGUUACAAACCUCAAUUUUGCCAAAACGAAUUCACAAAUGAAUGACUUUUCUGAAGGAACAGAAAAAGAUUCAAAUAUGGAGAAUAAAAGUGUAAAAAAUCAGAACUUUUCGAAUAAUGGAGAGGAUAACCCAUUUGAUAAAGUCCAUGUGGAAGAAGCAAAAGUAGUAGAAAAGCGUCCAGGUAGAAUGACUUAUCUGGAAAGAAGAGCGGCACCUGCGAACUUUUUAAGCAAGAUUUGUGUGAAGGGGGUGAACGAACGUGACAACAUUGUGCAAAGGUGCAUUGACGAGGUGAGAAGUGGAGAGAACAUCUGCCCUGGAGAGGUGAAAGGUGGAGAGAACAUCUGCCCUGGAGAGGUGAGAAGUGGAGAGAACGUCUGCCCUAAGGAAGAGACCGAAAGCGCGUACGAAGGAAUAAUACACAACAGCAAGAAUGUGUUCAGAAAAAUAAGGGAAAACUAUGAAAUUUUUAAAAAAGAAAAACUGUCACCACAUAUCAUUGAAGGGUGCGAAAAAUACAUCAAUUACUAUUACGGAAUUGAAAAGGAAGAAAAAGUAAAAGAAAUGAGAAAAUAUGCAGAAUUGAAUUUUUAUGACAUAAUAAAAGAUGAAAAUUUUGAUAUUGAUAAUUACAAUAUGUUUAUAAAAAGCAAAAUAUUAUUUAAUAAAGAAGAAGAAGCAUUUCAAUAUUUUAAUCUGUUAAAGAAAUAUGACUUUAAAAUAAAUGUAGAAACGUAUAACAGCUUGAUGUAUACAUGCAUUGUACAGAAGAAUGCAAAAUUAGGUAGACUAAUAUAUCUGCAAAUGAUAAAGGAUUUUAUUAGUCCUAAUAAAAAUACAUAUUGCAUUUUAAUCAAAGCACAUAUACUGGACAAUGAUAUUAAAAGUGCUUUUCAUUUAUAUAGAAAAAUGAUUAAAGAAGAAAUAGAAGUAGAUUUACCAAUUUAUUCAACUCUUAUUGAUGGGUUGUUAAAGCACAAGUACUACCAAAGAGCAGAAUCAUUUUUUAAUUAUAUUAUUAAUUAUAAAAAUGUAACCCCAGAUGAAAUACUUUAUACUAUAAUGAUAAAAAAAUGUGCAUAUAAUGCAGAGGCAGAAAAGUGCUUAAAUUAUUAUGACACCAUGAUUAGUAGUAAUAUGAGAAUAACAGAUAUAACACUUAUAGAAAUUAUUAACUGUUUAUCGAAAAGAAAUGAUUACUUCCAUAAGGUUUUCCAUUUUUAUAAUAUUUACCUUGCUAAUGACAUGAAGUUAAAUCAUCGUCUCAUGCUUUACAUGAUUAUUGCAUGUUCGACUAGCGGUAAUAUAAAGCGUUUGAAGGAAAUUCUAAAAACAAUGAAUAGACACAAAAUCAAAAUUACACAAGAAAUGUGUGCAUAUAUCAUAAGGGCCUUUGCCAACAAUUGUCAAAAAGAAGGAAUCACCCUCAGUGAAAAACAUAACAAUAUUAAGUAUGCAUGGGCAGUGGUGAGUGAAGUGAAUAAUCUCAAUUGGAUAAGCAAAUCAAAAAGUGUUGACACAACAAAAAUGCUCAACAGUAUUGUCUUACUCUACAUCAACUGUGACUAUUAUGAUUACGCCAUUAGUAUGCUAAAAUAUUACACCCAUUUUAAAUGCUGCCCAGAUGGAUACACCUUCAGGAUGUUAUACAAGAUGCUGUUUUUUCAAUUACAUGAUUAUGGAAAAGUUCUGUGUCUAUACGACCAUAUGAUAAACCACACAGAUAUCAAAGCUGAUGAAUAUACUUUCAAUUUGGUUCUAAGUGCUGCUAUAAAAACAAAAUCAUCGAAGAAUACCCUUUUUGUUUUAAGACACAUGUACUCAGCUAAGAUAUACCCAACCCAGAAAGCCAUCAAAGAAUUGUUUCACGUCGGUAGACACAUAACAGAAAUUCAGGUACUAAUCAAUAGCAUGAUAAACCAGCAAAAAAAAGUUAUAUAUGAAGAAAAUCUUAAAGAUAACCAGCUAAUUCAACUCAACAUUGAUGAAUACGAGUUGAAUUUAUUUAAAGAAGGAAAAACAUUCAAAACCAAGUCUACACUAGACCAAGUGCGCAAUCAGUUCUUCAACAGGAAGCAGAGAAUAGAGAAGGAAAAAAGAAUGUCAAAAAAUAAAAAAUCAUCCGAUUGGUUACCCUAUGGGCAAUACCUUCAGCAUAAGCGAAAGGGAGGUGAAUCCUAUGCCAAACGGGUUGAUCGACCCAAGCCCCUCCCCUUUGACUAG